ACCUCUUCCAUUCCAAACCCAUGUAAGUUACAGCCCGAUGGUCUCUAGAAGAGAACCCGAAAUUUUCACGAUGGCAGAAAAAGAAAGACUCGUUGGAAUUGAAGAAGAAGAAGAAGAAGUAUGGAGCUGGGGAGCAGGAACCGAUGGACAGCUAGGGACUGGAAAACUUCAAGACGAACACCUCCCUAUUCAACUCCACAUCGGUGCUGUUGGUGGUCCCGUAUCUCUCCUCUCCUGCGGCGGCGCCCACGUCAUUGCUCUCACUACCGGGGGGAGAGUGGUGACCUGGGGAAGAGGAAAUUGCGGUCAGCUGGGUCAUGGGGAUAUGGUCAGCAUUUUGCAACCGAAGCCUGUCGAGUUCUUUGAGGGCUUCGUUGUGACUCAUGUUUCUGCCGGAUGGAACCACUCUGGCUUUGUUACAGAUACCGGAAGGCUUUUUACAUGCGGAGAUGGCUCUUUUGGUCAACUUGGGCAUGGUGAUUACAAGUCAAAUAGCUUUCCUGUAAUGGUUUCAUACUUUGCUUCAAGGCGUGUUGAGCAGAUAGCAUGCGGAAUGCGCCAUUCAUUGGUCUUGUUGGAAGGUCAUUCUGGAGAUAGAGUAUACGGAUUUGGAUCUGGCAAGCGUGGUCAACUGGGCAUUUCCGAGGAUAAAGUUGGAUCAAUAUGCCUUCCUCAAACUACCACAGGAUUGGAAGAUGCCAAUAUUUUGGGUAUCAAUGCAAAUGGAGACCAUAGUGCAGCAUUAUCUGCUGAAGGGUGUCUGUACACCUGGGGAAGAGGAUUCAGCGGUGGUUCAGAUGUUAACAAUCCCCAGCGUUUGAGUUCAUCUUUAUCUUUUAUCCAGGUGGCUCUUGGAUGGAAUCAUGCUUUACUAUUAACAAGUGAGGGAGAAGUCUAUAUGCUUGGAGGCAAGCACCAUGGGUGGCUCAGUGAAUCUCAGAGGAUGAACCCGGCGAAACAUUUGUCUGAAGGUUCAAAGGAAGUCGAGCUUGGUAAGAUCCCUGGUCUCAAUGGGAUAAAAGUUCUUCAGAUUGCGGCAGGAGCUGAACACUCGGCUCUAGUAACAGAAAAUGCAUUAGUAAUGACAUGGGGUUGGGGUGAACAUGGUCAGCUUGGCUUGGGGAGUACCGUUGAUCAGACUAGUCCUCAGGUUGUUAAACUUGAACACAAACCUCCUACCAUACACGGCAGAACUGAAGUUUUUUGUGGAAGUGGGUUCACAUUUGCUGUUAGGCAUCUCAAAUGAAUGACAGUCUUGUCUUCCUUUCUAACAAAUAUGUUGAAGGAACAUGUCCUUGCUCUGUCCAGUGAGAGUACCAGAGGACCAUAACAGGAUGGGAUUAAAAGGCGGCUCAAUGCCCGCGGAGCCACAGCUGCAGCUGGUGAAUGUCCUUUCAGACGACUGCUCUGAUGCUGAGUGAAGCCAUGGCAUCUUGCUCAACCAUUUUUAGCCGCAUGGCCGAUGUGGUUCAGUGACGCUUGGAAGCUGGCACAGGAACCGAGAUCAUUGGUUAAGAGUUUGCAUCUUUCCCCCCUCCCCAUAUUGUAAAAGGAGAGACGCAAAAGGUAGUUCGUAACCUAAAAUUUGCCAACUGUUGGGUACGCAAUAAUCUUGGUGGAGAUAUUUAUGCAGUAUCUUGAAUGAUUUUUAGAAUAUUUUCACAUUCUAUUUGAUCUCAAUGCUUGUAUGUUCCAUUUCAAAGAGAAAAGGUUGAAUUAUGUAGUACAACUAUUUUUAAUUUGAUGACGAAGUUCUUUUUA
Messenger RNA from Rhododendron vialii, 1761 nucleotides. Its product is annotated as ultraviolet-B receptor UVR8. Lineage: Eukaryota; Viridiplantae; Streptophyta; Magnoliopsida; Ericales; Ericaceae. The transcript has 8 exons. Bases 38 to 1246 code for a protein of 402 amino acids. The record is from RefSeq and is a predicted model, not a curated record.